Nylanderia fulva is the source of this 2489-nucleotide messenger RNA. It is a transcript of the gene Spg7, whose product is annotated as SPG7 matrix AAA peptidase subunit, paraplegin. Gene Ontology annotation, molecular function: metalloendopeptidase activity; zinc ion binding; ATP-dependent peptidase activity. The record is from RefSeq and is a predicted model, not a curated record. NCBI's taxonomy places the organism in Eukaryota, Metazoa, Arthropoda, Insecta, Hymenoptera, Formicidae. Gene Ontology annotation, biological process: mitochondrial protein processing. Gene Ontology annotation, cellular component: m-AAA complex; membrane.
UAUGUGAUCGCGAUCGGAUCAUAUGAUUCGCACACGCGCGAAUUGCGCUGCCGUGCGCGAAUUUCUCUGCAAUUUUUUUAUCUCCGAAAUUUGAAAUUAUGCAGAGUCUGACCAGGUGCUCGAGGCGGCACUAUGUUGCAUUCAGCCGGAUAUUUAAUUUUCCACCGAAAAAUGUUUAUCUCCCGAGGGAGAGGAGCCUGCUUGACGUCAAGCACUCGAGUUGCGCGCAUAGGUUAUCUCUCCCCGUGUCUUAUCACGCCUACAAGAAGAUACGUAAGGAAAUUCAUGCCAUACAAACUGCUUUUUUGCGUGGCAGCAGAUUUACCUUUUCUCCAAGAUUUGAUAAUGUCAGAUAUUUUAAUACAACGUGUAGUAAGUUCAAUAAGCAAUCUUCAAAGGAAUCAGGUCCUGAAAAGUCGGAUAAGGAGCCUGGUAAUGAUGAAGAGAUGAAAGCAUUUCUUCGUAAGCUCUCCAUGUGGUUUAUACUAUUAUAUGUUUUCUUAAUCGCAUUGAGGUAUCAGAUAGACACAUCAAGUACAGAACCUGCAGCUUCUGUCUCCUGGAAUGAAUUUGUGUAUCAUAUGCUGAGUAAAGGAGAAGUUGAAGCAAUUAUUGUGAAUCCCAAUAUUGAUUUUGUUAUAAUUGUGGUACAUGAUGGUGCCAUUAUCAAGGGAAGAAGGAGUCCAUAUAAAAGAUAUCAUAUGGUUGUUCCAAACAUUGAACAUUUCGAAGAAAAGUUGAGGAAAGUGGAGAAAGGUCUUGGUAUCAGGGCUGGUCAAGGCGUACAAGUGAUUUACGAAAGGAAAAUAGGAUAUAUAGCGAGUAUCCUAAGUUUCUUGCUUUUCUCGUUGCUGGCUUUUGGUAUCUUCGCUUUCAUGAGAAAACGUUUCUCUUUCAAACCCUUUGAGAUUAUUUCGCAGAUGAAACAAGCAAAGUUCACGUUGGUCGAGCCGUUAAUGGGAAAGGGCAAGGGUGUACACUUCUCGGAUGUAGCAGGAUUAAAGGAAGCUAAGAUAGAAGUGAUGGAAUUUGUUGAUUAUCUAAAACAUCCAGAACGUUACAAGGUACUUGGUGCUAAAGUGCCACAAGGUGCCUUGCUUCUGGGACCUCCUGGUUGCGGUAAAACGUUAUUAGCUAAAGCUGUGGCGACUGAAGCAAGUGUUCCCUUCCUAUCCAUGAAUGGUUCUGAAUUUAUCGAAGUUUUCGGUGGUUUGGGUGCGGCUCGAGUUAGAGAUCUAUUCAAGGAGGCGAAAAAAAGAGCACCCAGUAUUAUAUACAUCGACGAGAUUGAUGCAAUUGGCAGAAAACGUUCAGACAGCGCGCUUGGAAUUUCCAACAGCGAGUCCGAACGAACGUUGAAUCAGCUUUUAGUAGAAAUGGAUGGAAUGAUAGCAAAGGAGGAUGUUAUUAUAUUGGCUUCGACGAACAGGGCGGACGUACUGGAUAAGGCGUUACUAAGACCUGGUAGAUUUGACAGACACAUUCUGAUCGAUCUUCCUACUUUAGAGGAGAGGCAACAAAUCUUUGAGACUCACCUCAAGAAGAUAUCUUUACGAAGCGACCCUUCGAAAUAUUCGGGAUACUUGGCUUAUCUUACACCGGGAUUUAGCGGUGCUGAUAUCGCGAACGUUUGCAACGAAGCAGCGUUGCACGCCGCGAGGGACAAGAAAAAGCAGGUCGACAGCAGCGAUCUCAUGUACGCGAUCGACAGAACGAUCGGUGGCUUGACGAAGAGAAACAAUCCGUUGACUCCAUCCACGAAACGUGUCGUCGCCUACCACGAGGCCGGUCACGCGCUAGUAGGCUGGUUGCUGGAACACACAGACGCGUUGCUCAAAGUAACGAUAGUACCGCGAACUAAUCUCAGUCUGGGAUUCGCGCAAUACACUCAAUCCGAUCAGAAGCUCCACAGUGAAGAGGAGCUCUUCGAGCGAAUGUGCAUGAUGCUGGGUGGUCGAGUAGCAGAAUACAUAACGUUCGACAAGAUCUCGACGGGCGCCGAAAACGACUUGAAGAAGGUGACGAAAACGGCGUAUCUUCAGGUCCAACAAUUUGGCAUGAGUCCGGCCGUGGGUUUGGUUUCUUUCAAUGAAGAAGCUACUGACCCGAAAAAUAAAAAACCAUAUAGUAGAAAGUUGGCGAAUCUAAUGGAUGCGGAAGUGAGGAGAAUAAUAGGAGAAGCAUACGAACGAACUCGACAAUUACUUUUGGACAACAAAGAUAAAUUAGAUAAACUCGCGGAAGCUCUCUUAGAAAAGGAAACAUUAACAUAUGAUGACGUAGAGAAGUUAAUCGGGCCGCCGCCGUUUGGGAAGAAACGACUUAUAGAACCAGCAGAAUUUGAAAAAUCUGGUCCAGAGAAUCCUAGAGAAUCCCCGUCGAUAGACAGAGCAACAGUAUAGUGAAAUACUAUAUUAAAAUAUGUUUUUGUAGAUAUUUAUACUGUACAAAGGUUGAUAUAAUAUAAAAUAUCAAUAUUGACAAUUCAA